Molecule: messenger RNA, 1340 nt
Organism: Ylistrum balloti
Lineage: Eukaryota; Metazoa; Mollusca; Bivalvia; Pectinida; Pectinidae
Product: zinc finger protein 330 homolog
Exons: 10
Coding region: 91-1053 (320 amino acids)
Cellular component (GO): nucleus
Molecular function (GO): zinc ion binding
Source: RefSeq, a predicted model, not a curated record
GUGUCAAGGAUCGCAGAUAGAUAUUAACAGUUGUUCUGUUCUGCCUAGUGUGUCUGACCAAAGUAAGAAAAGAGAAAUUCUGAUUUCAACAUGCCAAAGAAGAAAACAGGACAACGUAAAAAAGCAGAUAAACAAAAGGAGAGACAGAAAGAAAUACGAUCGGGCAAUAUUGAAAGACCCCUUGCAGAAAGACCUUGUAAUUUUGUAAUGGAAUGUGAUCAAUGUAGAAGAACACAAAAGAACCGUGCCUUCUGUUACUUUUGUAUGGCUCUUCAAAGAUUGCCAGUGUGUGCACAAUGUGGGAAGCAGAAAUGUAUGGCCAAAUUGGGAGACUGUAUUAUAAAACACUCUGGACAGUUUACAACAGGACUUAGCAUGGUAGGUGCUGUGUGUGACUUCUGUGAAGCUUGGGUGUGCCAUGGUCGUAAGUGUCUGACAACACAUGCCUGUAGUUGUCCACUCCAGGAUGCUGUGUGUACAGAGUGUAAGAGGGAUGUGUGGUCGCAUGGUGGUCGCGUGUUUAAAUGUUCCUACUGUUUGAAGUUUCUUUGUGAAGAUGACCAAUUCGAGCAUCAGGCUAGCUGUCAACAGCUGGACACUGAAUCAUUCAAGUGUGGAUCCUGCAAUAGAUUGGGACAGUUCUCCUGUUUACGAUGCAAGGUGUGCUUUUGUGAUGACCAUGUGAAGAGGAAAGGCUUUAAAUAUGUGCGGGGACAACCCAUUCCAUGUCCUAAGUGUGGCUUUGAAACUCAGGAGACCAAGGACAUGAGUAUCAACACUCGUCGUCACCAGUUUGGAAGGCAGCGUGGAGACGAUGAUGAUGACGAUGAUUAUAAUGAUGAUGGUGGUUUCACCUUCGGAGGUGCCUCAGGGUUUUCCUAUGGAGGAGGAGGGGACGGCUACUCCUAUGGAUAUGAUGAUGAUGAUGAAGGGGAUGAUGACUAUGAGGAUGAAGAUGAUGAGGAGAGUAAUAGUGAUGAAGAAGAUUUAAAGGACGAGUUAAAGGGCUUGAAAGAUGACUUAAAGACCGACUUGAGCAAAAUGAAAUUAUGAUUUUAAUGCUUUUUAGAAAAUACUAUAUAUUCGUAAGCAAUAAAACUUUUUCAAUUAAGGAUAUCGGAUAUAUAUUUAUGUAUAAUGUUAAUCACAAUUUUUGAAAAAGAGAAGUGAUAAUAUAUUUGAAACAUUUGCUUUGGUUGUCCAGUAAUGUAUUUGGUCUUGUUAAGUCAGUGUACAGCUGAUGCUUGUUACCGAAUACCUAAUAGCAUUGUGAUAUGACUGAAAAAAGUAAUAUUUGUACAUCUUCAGUGUAAAAUAAAAAGGUUACUUAUUCUAUAUAA